Messenger RNA from Chiloscyllium plagiosum (whitespotted bambooshark), 334 nucleotides. The record is from RefSeq and is a predicted model, not a curated record. NCBI's taxonomy places the organism in Eukaryota, Metazoa, Chordata, Chondrichthyes, Orectolobiformes, Hemiscylliidae.
CCCCCUCUCCCUGUCUCUCUCUGCCCUCAGAUGCAGAUGCGAUUUGACGGGAAGAUUGGCUUCCCCGGGGGGUUUGUGGACCUGAGGGACGGCACGCUGGAGGACGGUCUGAACCGGGAGCUCUCCGAGGAGCUGGGCUGCGACCCCAAAGUGCUGUGCGUCACCGAAUCGGACUACGCCAGUUCCCACGCCACCGAGGCCCUGCUCCAGAAGGUGGUCGCCCACUUCUACACCAAGAAGGUGUCGCUGGAGGAGCUGCACAAGGUGGAGCUGUCCGCUGUUCAGGCCAAGGAUCACGGCCGUGAGGUAAGGGAGGGAUUUCCACCGCGCGCAG